This is a messenger RNA of Schistosoma mattheei, 516 nucleotides long. NCBI's taxonomy places the organism in Eukaryota, Metazoa, Platyhelminthes, Trematoda, Strigeidida, Schistosomatidae. The record is from the annotation of a GenBank genome assembly.
AUGAUAGAAACGAAUUCGGAAACCACAAUCUCUUCGAAGGAUAUAGAUUUGCGUAUAAAUUUGACCAACCCUGCUGAUAAUGAAAAGGGAUCACUUCACGCUUACCAGAAGAGAUAUCUGUCAUCCAACAAAGAUGUCGACUACCGAACUUACUUGCCACGAGUUCAAAUGGAUUCUAUACGGAAAGAAUACUGUCUUACUGGAAAUCCAUCAUUUAUUAAAACUUCGUGUGUUACCGCAUAUGAAUGUAAUCAGCCUUUCGUAGACAGAAAAUGGUAUUCUUCACAACAUAGUGAGCAGUCCUUAAAUCUGAAAACUAAUAGUUCUGCGCGAUCUAGUCCUAAAAAUUCGCUACCUGAAAGGAAGUGGCAAGAUGAACAGUCCGAUUCGUUCAAUCUACCAACAAUUAAUGUCCCCCGUUUAAAUUCUACUGCUCUUCUGCCUACCCCUUUCACAAAGCCAUUCAAGGCGUCUGAUAAUCCGUCUCAUUGUUAUCAUCAACAGAAUUCGACUUGA